Molecule: messenger RNA, 229 nt
Organism: Paramecium sonneborni
Lineage: Eukaryota; Ciliophora; Oligohymenophorea; Peniculida; Parameciidae
Source: the annotation of a GenBank genome assembly
AUGGCUAUUCAACUAGAUCCUAAUUAUUCCAUGGCCUAUAAUAAUAAAGGUUUAUCUUUGAUUUUAUUUAAAUAAGUUCUUCAUUAGAUCAUAAAUGAUUAAAUUAUUAGCUAAAAAAUCUCGGUAAAUAUGAUGAAGCUCUAAUAAGUUAUAACAAGUCAAUAGCAGUUGACUCAACAAAUACUUAAGCUUAUAAAAUAAAGGUAAUUUUAAUAAUAUUAAAAGGUGA